CUGGUUCAUUAGAGAUCAUGUCAGGAUGGGAGGAUGAUGAAGAUGAUGGCUCUCCGGGUUUCUCUCCGUGAGCUGCGGGCUCAUUUUCUUCUUCAUCACUGAGACUGAUAGAGAGGAUGAAGAGCGAGUGACUGAAUGAACGCGCUGUCUGAAUUUUACAGAAGUCCAGAUGGAGCAGGAUGUCGAGAGCACCGUAAUGGUCCGACAGCCCAAGCUGCCCAAGCAGACGUGGGACGACGUCCCCAAACCUCUGAAGAACAGGGAGCGUGUCAAGCAGAAGAUCCAGCGCUACGUCCGCAAAGACGGCAAGUGCAACGUGCAUCACGGAAACGUGAGGGAGACCUACCGCUACCUGACAGACAUCUUCACCACGCUGGUGGACCUCAAGUGGGGGUUUAAUCUGUUCAUCUUCGUGCUGGUUUACACCGUGACGUGGCUGUUCUUCGGCUUCAUGUGGUGGCUGAUCGCUUACAUACGAGGAGAUUUGGAGCACAUAGGAGACAACCAGUGGACUCCUUGCGUCAACAACCUCAACGGCUUUGUGACGGCAUUCUUGUUCUCGAUAGAGACGGAGACGACCAUCGGCUACGGCCACAGGGUGAUCACUGACAAGUGUCCCGAGGGCAUCGUGCUGCUGCUGGUGCAGUCGGUGCUGGGCUCCAUCGUCAAUGCUUUCAUGGUGGGCUGCAUGUUCGUGAAGAUCUCGGAGCCCAAGAAGCGUGCAGAGACUCUGGUGUUCUCCACCAACGCCGUCAUCUCCAUGCGCGAUGGACGGCUUUGUCUGAUGUUUCGCGUCGGAGACCUGCGGAACUCACACAUCGUAGAGGCGUCUAUUAGAGCCAAACUGAUCAAGUCCAAACAGACCAAGGAGGGAGAGUUCAUCCCUCUCAAUCAGACGGACAUGAACGUGGGCUACGACACCGGAGAUGACCGGCUCUUCCUGGUGUCUCCGCUCAUCAUCUGCCACGAGAUCAAUCAGCACAGCCCCUUCUGGGAGAUCUCCAAAGAGCACCUGGCCCAUGAGGAGCUGGAGAUCGUGGUGAUCCUGGAGGGCAUGGUGGAGGCCACAGGGAUGACGUGUCAGGCGCGCAGCUCGUAUGUGGCCAGCGAGAUCAAGUGGGGCUACCGCUUCACCCCGGUCCUGAUGCUGGAGGACGGUUUCUACGAGGUCGACUACAACAGCUUCCACGACAUCUACGAGACCAACACUCCCAGCUGCAGCGCGCGAGAGCUGGCGGAGAUGACGGCGCGCUCUGGUCUUCCUCUGACCUGGUCAGUGUCCAGCAGACUGAGCGCACAGGGCCUGAGGAGCAGCGAGGCCGAGGAGCUGAUGGAGAGAAACGGAGACCUCGCCAACAUGGAGAGCGAGUCCAAAGUGUAGGAGCACACACAAAUCUCUCCUCGCCUCUGCGCCGCCGGACGCUCAGCAGAGGUCAGAGGUCACCUCAGGAAAGCGCCCCGAGGCGGGACACGGACCCCAUCUCACGCGCUUUUUCUCUUUUUCUCGCCCGGAAGGAUGUGCGCGGGCGACUGCAUGGUUCCCGAAACCAGUUUUUUUCUUAAAGAUAAGAAAUGAUAUUUUCAGAUUUUUAAUUCAAAGAUGAAUUCCUAUAUGUGUAUAUGAUAUAGAUCUAUUCUAGGGCAUUUGCAUUUGUAUCUUUUGUAUAUAUCUGCUGGGUUUGAGAUGUGAGGUUGUUUGAUACGACACAGAGUCGUAUAUUUUGCCUUCUGGGAUAGCGAGAGUCAUAUUUAUCCACGCAUGUACAGACGGUCCUGUAGUCGACUGACUGAGAGUUUGAGGACUGUAGGCCAUACUAGAGCUCGCUGAAGACCUGCUGCAUGGGACUGUGUGUGUGUGUGUGUGUGUGUGUGUGCGCUCCAAUAACCUUCCAUACCGUCCUCAGCCAUGACCGUUCUCUCCCUUUGCUCUUCCUUUAACUCAUGGUCAUAAUUGGAUGAAGUUGAAGUGCAGACGUCUGCGUGUGUCUCUCUGUGUUUCUGUUCGUUCAG
This is a messenger RNA of Carassius carassius (crucian carp), 2010 nucleotides long. Its product is annotated as G protein-activated inward rectifier potassium channel 2-like. The record is from RefSeq and is a predicted model, not a curated record. NCBI's taxonomy places the organism in Eukaryota, Metazoa, Chordata, Actinopteri, Cypriniformes, Cyprinidae. The transcript is spliced from 3 exons. Gene Ontology annotation, cellular component: plasma membrane. Gene Ontology annotation, biological process: regulation of monoatomic ion transmembrane transport; potassium ion import across plasma membrane. Bases 170 to 1381 code for a protein of 403 amino acids. Gene Ontology annotation, molecular function: G-protein activated inward rectifier potassium channel activity.